GCAGCGCACGCGCAGCUCGUGCUAGACACGUUUUGGGGUCCCUCUUGUCAACAGUACUGGCAACAAGGAUGUUAUAACUCUUCAGUUCUGAUCAAUGAAUGAAAUGUGCCUUUCAUCUCAAGGAGACAUCAAGGACGCCCUUCAUCGGACGCGCAGUCACCCGUGACGAGAGCAGCAGUUGAUUGAAGCUCCUUGAUUGUGAAGGGCGCGAUCAUGACAGGUGUAACGUUAGGACAGUUCUGUGGAACACCGGCGAAUGACACCAUCCCACUCUGGUCGGAGGGACAUCUGGGACACUGUUUCCAACAGGUUGCUGUUGUGUCAGGAACACACUUCAUCUUUGCUGUGUGCAGCGCCUACUUUGCUGGAAUCAAACAGGGCAGGAUCAUCCAGAACCUGACGCGUUCAGCGGCAGUCAACAUCAGACUGCUCAUCUGUGCCCUGCAGUUCUGUGCACCGCUUCUGCACAUACUCCUGGUAGAACUAUGGCAGCGGGAAAAGCUCCCUCUGGUGGAUGUGGUGACAGGUGCAUUUGUGGCUUUCUCCUGGUUAGUUCACACCUGUGCCGUUUGGCAGUUGAGGAAAAUGCACGUCGUUCACAUGAGAGGACCACUCGUCCUGGCGUUAACCUGGACUCUCACUCUGGUCGCAACCGGUUUCCAGCUGCAGGCGGUCAUCCUCCGGGCUAGCAGAGUGGACCAGACGCUGGACGUCGUAACGGAGAGUAUUACAUUUGCAGUGGCAGGACUGCAGUUUCUUUACCUCGUGACGCUAUUCCCCUCGCACAGACCUAACAUACCACUGCUGUUUGCUCCUCCUCACGUGCAAAGUGUGAAUGAAGAAGAAGAACCUUUGCUACGGACAGGUGCAAAAGUCCGUUAUGAUGGUUCAGUGUCCAGACCAGACACAGUAGAGCUGGACGUUGCUGAAGACAAUUCCAACUGGCUGUCGAAGCUGACUUUCUGGUGGGUCAAUCCCCUUAUGGUGAAAGGAUCCCACAUGCAGCUCAACGCAACAGGAGAUCUUUUUCACCUCCCAAGAAAGUUGACAACAACCCACGUGGAGAAAGUCUUUACAGAGAAAUUCUAUCCUCAUUCCAUUGACAAGUUGGAGCCAUCUGAUGAUGAGUAUCCAGAGGUGAAAGUCAGAAAUGGUGGGAUCGAGGUACAGGAUGUCCUAGAGGAACCGCCCUGCCCUGACGGGGCAAGGAAAAGUCUGGGACAGCCAGUGACUCUGAUGAAAGGUUUACAUGGAGCAUUUGGAAUGCAGUACUACUCCCUGGGGAUCUUAAAACUCCUAGGUGACGGGCUGGGGUUCGCAGGACCCUUGCUGCUAAACUUACUCGUCUCCUUCAUGGAGAACUCAAACGAGCCAAUGCUGCAUGGGUACAUGUACGCACUUGGACUCUUCUCUUCCACUCUGAUUGGUGCAAUAUUGUCCUCCCAGUUUAACUACCAGAUCAACAAGGUCGGCAUCCAGAUCAGGGCUGCCCUGGUCACCACUGUCUACCAUAAGGCCCUAGCUGUCAGUAGCACUUCUCUGUCUGGAUUCACGACCGGAGAAGUUGUGAACUUCAUGAGUACAGACACGGGUCGGAUUGUCAACUUCUGUCCGUCGUUCCACCAGUUCUGGUCCCUGCCAUUUCAGAUUGCCGUGUCACUCUACCUGCUACACCAACAGGUUGGCAUCUCGUUCCUUGCCGGCCUGGCCUUUGCCGUGCUGCUGAUCCCGAUAAACCGCUGGCUCGCCAUCAAGAUCGGGAAACUCAGCAAUGACAUGAUGCUGCAAAAAGAUGCUCGAGUCAAGCUGAUGAAUGAGAUCCUGUAUGGAAUCCGGGUGAUCAAGUUCUAUGCCUGGGAGUCCACCUUCCAGGAGAAGGUUCGUCGUCUGCGUCAGCUGGAGCUGAAGAGUCUGCGGGGCAGGAAAUACCUGGACGCCCUGUGUGUGUACUUCUGGGCCACCACACCUGUCCUCAUCUCCAUCCUCACAUUCACUACAUACUCUGCCCUGGGAAACAAGCUCACUGCUGCUAAGGUCUUCACAAGUGUAGCGUUGUUCAACAUGCUGAUCAGUCCGCUGAACGCCUUCCCCUGGGUCAUCAACGGGCUGAUGGAGGCCUGGGUGUCCGUCAAGCGGCUGCAGGCUUUCCUGCAGCUCAGAGAGAUCGACCUGCUCUCGUACUACAGUACAGAUGAAGGGGAAGCAGACAGUGCAGUGGAAAUCCGUAAUGGCAGUUUUAGCUGGAGUACAGCUGACAUUGCUGUUCCCGCUGCUGCUGGGAGUUCUGCUCCAGACAGCCGACGAGACUCAGGGCUGGAGGACAGCUCAGCAAGCAGCAUUUUCAGCAACUGUGGUACCCAGAAGCUGGAGGGGAUCUCACUGACUGUGCCAAAGGGCCAGCUGGUGGGAGUUGUAGGUGCAGUUGGCAGUGGGAAGAGUUCCCUCCUUGCGGCCAUCACUGCUGAGAUGGAGAGGCAGGACGGCCGGAUCUCUGUGGCUAACUUGGCGGGAGGGUUUGGUCUGGCCGCACAGGAAGCCUGGAUACAGCAGACCACUGUCAGGAACAACAUCCUGUUUGGGAGGGAGAUGGACACCGGCAUGUAUGAGAGGGUGAUCAGGGCAUGUGCACUGGAGGAGGAUCUUAAGAUACUUCCCUCUGGAGACCUGACUGAAGUUGGGGAGAAUGGGGUGACUUUGAGUGGUGGACAGAAGGCACGGAUGGGACUAGCUAGGGCUGUGUAUCAGGGAAAAGACAUCUACCUCUUAGACGACCCACUGGCUGCUGUUGAUGCUCAUGUGGCUGAGCACCUCUUCUCCCAGUGCAUCAUGGGGCUGUUGAAGGAUAAGACCAGAAUCCUUUGCACCCACCACACCCGUUUCCUCCAGGAGGCAGAUCUAGUGGUAGUGAUGGAGGCCGGCAGGAUUGUCAAAACAGGCCCGCCCUCUGAAGUUUUAAACCAUGACAUAAAAAUGCCAUCACUUAAGAAACAAGAAAAAAGACAAGACGACAGCAACAACGAUGGGGAAAAAGUCUCCAGCCAAGAAGAAGACCUUGUCCCUGAGCCUGCUCUGUCCCGUGAACAGUCCCUAGUUCAGGAGGAGGAGAGGGAGGUGGGCUCAGUGGCCUUCCAGGUCUACAGGUCCUACUGGCAGGCUGUGGGCGCCUGUCUGGCUCCAAGCGUGCUGGUAGCUCUCUUCCUUAUGCAAGCUUCCAAGAACCUAAAUGACUGGUGGUUGUCUUAUUGGAUAUCCCACUCCCAUCACAAUAACACUAUCUCAUCAACCCAUCCAGCGCUGGCUAUCAUAUCAUCUGUACCAAGCUCCAUGGCACCCUUGCUGCUGGCCUCAAGCAAUUCAACAACAGACGACGUCACCUUCUACCUGACUGUGUACGGGGCGUUAGCUGGGGCCAACACUGUCUUCACCCUGUUCAGGGCCUUCCUGUUUGCGUAUGGCGGGAUCUGUGCUGCCAGGGUGUUACAUGACCAGCUGCUCAACAGUAUUCUCAAGGCAAAGAUCCAGUUCUUUGACACCACGCCGAUCGGCCGAGUGGUGAACCGGUUCUCGUCGGACAUGUACUCCAUCGACGACUCGCUGCCCUUCAUCAUGAACAUCCUGCUGGCACAGACGUACGGCGUGGCAGGGACCAUCGUGGUGACGUGCUACGGGCUGCCCUGGUUCACUGUGCUACUGCUGCCGCUGGCUGUCAUCUACCACAGGAUACAGAAAUACUACCGCUACACAUCGCGUGAGCUGAAGCGUCUGGACAGUGUUAGUCUGUCUCCCAUCUACGCUCACUUCUCCGAGACACUGACAGGCCUCACCACCAUCAGGGGGCUCAGAGCAGUACACAGAUUUAAACACGAGAACAAGACGCGGCUGGAGUGUAACCAGCGGGCCAGCUUCUCCGGCCAGGUGGCCUCCAGCUGGCUGGGCAUCCGGCUGCAGCUGCUCGGGGUUGCCAUGGUAACAGGCGUGGCCUUCAUCGCUGUGCUGGAGCAUCACUUUCAAACAGUAGAUCCGGGCCUGGUAGGGCUGGCCAUCUCCUACGCCCUGUCAGUGACCAACCUGCUGUCAGGCGUCGUGACCUCCUUCACAGAGACAGAGAAGCAGAUGGUCAGUGUGGAGCGGGCCGUGCAGUAUGUCAAGAACGUACCAUGGGAGCGGGCUGAGGGGGUCUUAGAGGUUAGUAGGAGCUGGCCGAAACACGGAGCUGUGACAUGGCAGGCUGUCAACCUCACAUACAGACAGGGUCUACCUAAGGCCCUGGACAAUGUAACCUUCAGCAUCAACCCUGGAGAGAAGGUUGGCGUGGUGGGCAGAACUGGGGCUGGCAAGUCCAGCCUGCUUCUGUGCCUGUUCAGAAUGGCAGACAUCCAGACAGGCACCAUCAAAAUUGAUGAUGUAGACAUCAGAAUGGUCGAGUUACAAAGAUUGAGAUCCAGGUUAGCUGUGAUUCCCCAGGACCCGUUCCUGUUUGGUGGGACAGUCCGGGAGAACCUGGACCCCAGAGACGUGUACAGUAACACUGACCUGUGGAGCAUUCUGGAAAAAUGUCACCUCAAGCCAGCAGUACAGAAGCUGGGAGGGCUGGAGGCCGAGGUGGGUGAGAAGGGAAAAGUGUUUUCUGCUGGUCAGAGACAGCUGAUGUGCCUGGCAAGGGCCAUUCUCACCAGAGCAAAGGUGCUUUGCAUUGACGAGGCAACUGCUAAUGUGGACCAAGAGACCGACAGACUCAUUCAGCAAACCAUCCGGACGGAGUUUGUUUGUAGCACCGUCAUCACCAUCGCACACAGGACCAACACCAUCAUGGACAGUGAGCGGGUCCUGGUCAUGAGUGCAGGGAGGGUGGUGGAGUUUGCCUCGCCGCAGGAGCUGCUAGCUGAUCCUACAACCAUAUUCUAUGGUCUUGUACACAAAAAUAGAUAACACCUUUGAGUGAGUAACUGUAGGGAUGCAAAAGGAGGAGUCCUUUAAAAGCUGCUAGACAUCAUUUUGUGUCAAAUCAGCAUAAAUGGCCUGUGCGUGUACAAUGUAUGG
Branchiostoma belcheri (Belcher's lancelet) is the source of this 5040-nucleotide messenger RNA. RefSeq names its product multidrug resistance-associated protein 7-like. The transcript is spliced from 23 exons. NCBI's taxonomy places the organism in Eukaryota, Metazoa, Chordata, Leptocardii, Amphioxiformes, Branchiostomatidae. Gene Ontology annotation, molecular function: ATP hydrolysis activity; ATP binding; ABC-type transporter activity. Bases 214 to 4929 code for a protein of 1571 amino acids. Gene Ontology annotation, biological process: transmembrane transport. The record is from RefSeq and is a predicted model, not a curated record. Gene Ontology annotation, cellular component: membrane.